Molecule: messenger RNA, 6021 nt
Organism: Petromyzon marinus (sea lamprey)
Lineage: Eukaryota; Metazoa; Chordata; Hyperoartia; Petromyzontiformes; Petromyzontidae
Biological process (GO): regulation of ARF protein signal transduction; actin cytoskeleton organization
Molecular function (GO): guanyl-nucleotide exchange factor activity
Source: RefSeq, a predicted model, not a curated record
AGAUUUCCUCCCGGCCGCCAACAAACCACACGGUGCGGUGAGGGCCUGGUCUGCCCCACGCUUUAUCCAGCGGGGCACCCACGUUGCGAUUGUGCGCAGCCACGACUCCGGAGGUCGUGAUCUCACCUGAGCCACGCGCUUGCGUCCGACCUCCUCCUCAAACACGCGGCCGUAAAGAAUUGCGCUGCUUUAUCACCGUGUGUGUGUGUGCGCGCACGUGUUGAGCUUCUUUCGCACCGUACGUAGCCAACCGCUGCUAACCGGAGGUGCGGGGGAAGGGCAACAAACUAAACACGCAAAAAGAAGUCCGAAAUAAAUGGGGUUUCACUCUAGAUUUCGACGUGCAUAUCUCCAGCAGCACUCGCAUCAGCCCCAGGACGAGCGGUUAGAAAUUCCACGUUCCCGUAACAGGGGUUCAGUUAAUCCGUGGCAUGAACAUUAAAUUUUAGUUCGCAAAGCGGUUCUGAUUUUAUAGACCUCGGAUGGUAGCGGAUGCUGAUGGGCUGAGUUGCCAACCGACUGGGAUUUGAACUCGGACUAGAUAGUGUAUUGAGCGAUCUAAGCACAGGGCCACCCAGCCACUUGCGUGCAAGCGAGUCGUGGCUGGCGCGUCGGCAUGGGUCUGCCACAUCUGAGUUUUUGAACUCAUUAGGUGGCGAUGACUAGAUUGUGUAAUGCAGGCACUCCUUUGCUUUCAUGGAAAAGCACGCGUAUCUCAACAUUGCGUUACGUCAAAAGCAAUUUCCCCAUAAGAAAUAAUGGUAAAGGAGGGGGUUAGGGGAUUUCGCUGCACUCACAGACACAACCGCCGAAAUUAUCCUAGCCUAAAUUAACACAAUCCAUGUACACACAAUAUAAUACUUUAAAUAAAAAUGAAAAUCACGUGAACCCGAAUAUACCGUCUUUGAAGCAAAAACUAAACUAAAGAAAUACAGUAUUACCCGUACGUAAAGCUACAAGGAAACUUGACGGCGUACGUUCACAACGAGAGACGAAGGGAAGAGCGCCGCUGCACGGUAAAGCUCGCUCGUUAUCGUACCGCCACUGGCUGCUGGCAACGCCGUUGGGUCGCGGUGCCAGGCUAGGGUGGCGCGUGUCGCGUCGCGGGUGACCUUAUUCCGAAAAGUGCCUCGCGCGUGUCGAUAAAAUGGGUCUAAAAUACAAAGCGCGCCGCGUUGUUCUAAAACGGCUCACCGCAAGAGGACGUACACCGAGGACUGCCUGUACUCGCAAACUGCGCCAGGCAGAGUGCAAGCACCCAUUGGCAAUUUACAACGGCGCCUGAUCGCAAUUGCGUCUAAAGACGAUGCACAAAAACGCGGUGCGAGUGGUUGUUUUUUUUUCUUUGGAAGAGAGAGAGAGAGCCAGACGGUUUUUUUUUUGCCAGUGGGGGCAGAGUUAAUGAAGAAGCCUUGACACGCGGCUUGAGCAGAUAAUGAGAAUGGCACGGAUGGCCGGGGGCAUGUGAUUUUUAGACAACUGUGGGUGGAAGCCUCAGUAGGCACAUCGAGCUUCUAAAAAAAAAAUGGCUGUUUACUUUGUUUUUAAUGAUGGAUAAUUGGUCUGCAUCUUUGCUGCAGGAAAAGCCACGGAAAGUACAGUGGAUGCACUCUCUAGCAUUGCAUUUUGGUAGUAAAUGGCAGACAGAUGCUCGUGGUAGUGCACACAGACACGCUAUAGCCGUUCCACGUUAUCCGUAGCCAUCAUUCUUAAAAUACUUGUGACGAAGCGACGCAUUUCGUUUUUCGUGGAUGUUUUACACGCGGCUAAAAUAUAUAUUUUUUAAUUUUGCACUUGAGCUUUUUUUUUGCUGUUAAUUAUUGUCGGCCGUGAUUCAAGUCACUUUUGUUUCUUGAUUCAUUAAUGUAGCAAUUGUAUGGAAAUCAACACCGCUCGUCAACUUGACCGUCUGGGUGAGGUUCAAAUUUCAGUUGCCGCUGAAUAUAUUGCCGGGAGCCAAUGGAUGAUUAUAUUUAAUAUUUUCUGUAAAAGCACAGGGUGAGGCCACAUUUUCUCACUCAUGUUCCCUUAAGGACCACGUACUUAUUAUCUGAAACAUCGAAUGCCUUUUGUCUUGGCUUUGCUGCUUCUCUGCUCACGAACCACGGAUCUCCCAUGCAAAAAAUAGCCGGGCCAAUGCCUAAACAGGAAUCAUGCGUGUAACGAAAAAAUAAAUAACUCGAUUUAAACUUCUCUCUCGCUCUGUGGGCACGAGGGAGGAAAUGACUGGUGGCUUAUUUUAUACUGAGAGCGUAGCAACUAGCAGUAAAAAAAUGGGGGGGGGGGGAGCUUGUAGUUUCCUGUGGUGGGCGCAGCGUGCGUGCGUGCGUGGGGUUUCAGUCCAGAGAGCGGUGGCCCCAACCAGCACCAUAUCUUCCAAACCCUGCCCUCGCCCUCUGCGAUGAAUCCAAGCACUAGUCUGGACUCGGAAUUCGCCAGUGGCAAUGCCACGGACGCCUGUCCCGAGGAUCCGAUCGAGUGCCCCGGCGAGGCCCCGUCGAGCCUCCACCCACUGUCGACCGAUCUGCAGUCUGCCGCCCCUAAGACGACGGCGUCCGACCGCUGCCCCCGGACGGUCACAUCGCACCUCGCCUGCCCCUUGACCCUGACCCCCAAAUCAACCUCGUCGAACACUUCUUCUUCGUCGUCGUCGUCGUCGUCGUCGUCCACGCCCUCCUCGACGUUUUUUGCGCUGUCGCCGGCGACGUCGUACCGCCUGGUGGAACCGGAGCACCGCCCCGCGGGAACGCAGCGGCGCCUCAGCCUGCAGCAGCCCCGCAGGCCGCUGUGGCUCGACGACGCGGGGGUGGGCGGGGUGACCGUGCGACGCAAACACUCACUCGCGGGCAUCCCCUACGAGCUGUCGAUGGACCUCCAGGCCAAGCAGACCGAGGUGCUGGAGAGACGCUACGGGGGCUACGCGGAGAGCCGGCGUGCCGCUCGCACCAUCCAGGCCGCCUUUCGGCAGCACCAGAUGCGCAAGCAGUUCGAGCGAAUCCGCAUGUCGUCGAAGGGGGGCGGCAGCUCGAGCACCCCCUCCCCAUCCCCCACAGCCCGCACAGCCAAUCAGCGUGGUGCCCGCGACACUCCCGGCGGUGGUGGCAGCGGUGGCGGCGGCGGCGCAACGGAAGGUGGUGGCGGGGACGCGGCUGAUAUUGGAGGUGGCGGCGGUGGCGGUGGCGGUGGUGGCGGUGGUAUUGAUUUCGACGCUGACAGUGGCGGCGGUAGUGGCGAUGUAGGUGGUGGUGAUGGUAGUGGCAAUGACUGUAACAGUGGAGAUGGUGGUGACAUCGACAGAGGUGGUGGUGGUGGUGGUGAUGGUGACCAUCACGCUAUGACUGUUCCAGCUGAAACAAGGACAUCGCCUGCAGCUGUGGAAGAUCUCUGCUUAGGUCCAAAUUCCCUGCAUUCCAAUGCACAUGCGAGCGGCAACGAUUUGGAAAACCUCGGUGGAACUGUUUUGAAAGGCAAGGACAUUAUAGAGGCUGCCGUCAGCAGGCCAGGCGAUGUCUGCCACACCAGCGUCGCCAGUAACUUUAAAGCAGAUGAACGGAGCGGCAAUCACGUGGAAGGCAAUGAUCAUGACGACGAUGAUGACACGGAAGGUGACAGAGGAGAGAGCAAUGGAGUGGCAGACUCCUUCAUCAAGGUGACCCUGUUUAUCGAUGAGGACGCGCUGGUCCCACAGGGCCGCGACGAGGUUUGCGCGACCACCCCCGACGAUGGACUGGAGAGCGGCGACGGGUUGCAAGCGAGCGAGGAGGAGUGCGUCGUCGGAGGAAGCUGCGCGAUUCCCAGUGACAAGCCGGAGCCCUCCGUGAACGUUGUGGAUCAGAGGAACCGCGAGCGUCGCGCUCCGAAAACGAGCAGCAGGGAUUUUGGCGUUGCCACGGACAAAGUGCCAACGCACUGCCUGCUAAACCGCGAAGGAGAGGAGUUGUUGGCGGCGGUGAAGGAAGUUGACGAGACCGCCGCGGGCGAUGCCGACAAAGGUACGGAAGCUGACGAACCGGCAGGACGAGCGGGUGAAAGGGAUGACAACGCGGGCAGCGGAACGACGCCGGAAUGUAACGUCCGGCAAUGUGUCGCCGUGAACCAGGGCCUUUACAAUGGCAAGUCGCCGCUUGGGAACAUCCAAGACUUCACCGGCGUCAACGGCGGCGACGGGGGCAAUGACGACGAGGGAGAUGACGGGGACGACGGCGAGGAUGAUGACGGUGACCUGUGCGCAGAGGGCAACACGGGCUCAUCGGCCGUGCGGCGAGAUGAUGAAGAGGAGGGGAGCACGUGUCGAACCGAGGAGGGCUCCUCGCUGUGUUCGUCGGUGGCUGCGGCACCGGCGACAAUGACGACGACGACGGGAGGAGGAGGAGGAGGGAUGGCGGUCGUGGAUCAGGGAGUGGAGUCGCUGGAUUUUCUGGACGAGGUGGAGACGAUACCACGGGACGGGGGCCUCCAGGGGUGGGACACGAGCAGCGUCGCAGCACAGCGCAAGCGUCAAUACCGCGUGGGCCUCAACCUCUUCAACAAGAAGCCCGAGAAGGGCCUCGCAUUCCUCGUGUCGCGGGGCUUCGUGGGCGCCACUGCAUCGGCGGCCGCCCACUUCCUGCUCCAGCGCAAGGGCCUCAGUCGCCAGAUGAUCGGCGAGUUUCUGGGCAACCGGCAGCGACCGUUCAACCGCGACGUCCUCGAGUGCUUUGUGGACGAGAUGGACUUCUCCGGCCUGGAGCUGGAUGAGGCUCUGCGACUGUUCCAGACGCACGUGCGACUGCAGGGAGAGGCACAGAAGGUGGAGCGGCUUGUGGAGGUCUUCAGUCGGCGCUACUGCGCGUGCAACCCGGCGGUGGUGUCGGCCCUGUGCAGCGAGGACACGGUGUUCGUGCUCGCCUUCGCCAUCGUGCUGCUCAACACCGACAUGUACAGUCCCAGCGUGCGGCACGACCGCAAGAUGCGGCUCGACGACUUCAUCAAGAACCUGCGCGGCGUGGACGACGGGGAGGACAUCCCACGGGACUUCCUCGUCGGGAUCUACGAACGGAUCCGCAAGCAGGAGCUGGCCACCGACCCGGAUCACGUGACCCAGGUGGUGGCGGUGGAGGCCACCAUCGUGGGGCGCCGGCCGGUGUUGUCGCUGCCCCACCGCCGCCUGGUGUGCCUGUGCCGGCUGUUCGAGGUGCCCGACGUGACGCGAGCGCAGAGGGCCGGGCUGCACCAGCGCGAGGUCUUCCUCUUCAACGACCUCCUCGUGGUGACCAAGAUUUUGCAGCGGCGAAAACAGGGCAGCACGUACAGUUUCCGGCAGGCGUUCAGCCUCUAUGGGAUGCAAGUGCUGCACUUUGAAAACCAAUACUACUCGUUCGGCCUGUCGCUGGUGUCGGCCGCCCCCGGGCUCGACGUGAGUACGCUGGGCAACUUCGCCGUGCCGAGCCUGGAGGACCGCUGGCGCUUCUCGCGCGAGCUCCAAGAGUGCAUCUCCGAGGUGCACGAGAUGGACCGCGUGCGCAUUGAAGCCGAGCUGGAGAAGCAGAACAUGGGGGUCCGGCCGCCUUCUUCCCCGGGCCGCGAUGGCAAGGGGGGGCAGCACCAGGGCAGCCUGGGCAGCAUCCCACGGGGCAGCCUCGAUGACAGCUGCAUCCCGGCGGCGGAGGAGCGGCCGUCCAUGAGGAGGGGCAACCUCAGCGGCUCCCUGCGGGACCUCGCCGACGGAGACUCGUGCGAAAGCAUCAUCGCCAUGGACUGCACCGACAAGGGCUCGCAGUUUUCUCAAAGCAAGAAACUCCCUCGGAGCGCCGGAACGGCCUCGCGGUCUCGCCUCACCCACUCCUCCUCCUUCCGCCUCGGCAACAUCUUCGGCUCGCUCCGAGGGAAGCCCGCGCAGAGGCAGGCCCGGCAGCCGCUGCCCCAGGCAUUUCGUGCGGCCGACGCGUGAUUGCUUCCCCCCCCCAUCUCCCACCUCUCGUGCGCUGCCACUCAGUGGGUUGGUUGGUGGGUGGGUGGCUUGUUGGGUGGCUUGUCGGGUGU